ACUGGAGCAAUCAAAGUCUCCUCGAUGGCCGCCCGGGGAUGCACGUUGUCUCUGUGGCUGUGGCUGUGGUCGCCCCUGCUGCUACCACUGCUGCUGGGGGCGCGAGCUGACGCAGCUCGAUGGAGUGGGGAGGGCACCACGCCGCAUCUGCAAAGCAUCUUCCUGGGCCGCUGCGCUGAGUACACCACACUGCUGAGCCUCCAGCCCGGUUCUGACUGGCACCUUUUGAACAAAAACUGCACAGCCAUCUGGGAAGCCUUCAAGGUGGUGCUAGACAAGGACCCCUGCUCUGUGCUUCCCUCAGACUACGACCUCUUCAUUAACCUCUCCAGGCACGCCAUUCCUAGAGACAAGUCGCUGUUCUGGGAGAAUAACCACCUACUCGUUAUGAGCUUCUCAGAGAACACCCGUCGCUUUAUGCCCCUAUGUGAUGUUCUGUAUGGCAAGGUUGGAGAUUUCUUGAGUUGGUGUAGACAGGAAAAUGCCUCUGGAUUUGAUUACCAGUCCUGCCCCACAUCAGAAGACUGUGAAAACAAUGCUGUGGACUCCUAUUGGAAAAGUGCAUCCAUGCAGUAUUCAAGAGACAGUUCUGGGGUGAUCAAUGUCAUGCUGAAUGGCUCAGAGCCCAAUGGAGCCUAUCCCGUGAGAGGGUUUUUUGCAGAUUUUGAAAUCCCAUACUUACAAAAGGAUAAAAUCACAAGAAUUGAGAUCUGGGUCAUGCAUGAAGUUGGGGGACCCAUUGUGGAAUCCUGUGGCGAAGGCAGUGUGAAAAAUCUGGAAGACAGACUGGAAGCCCUGGGGUUCCAGCACAGUUGUAUCGAUGACUACCGACCAGUGAAGUUCUUAAUGUGUGUGGACCACAGCACUCACCCGGACUGUGUCAUGAACUCAGCGUCAGCAUCUAUGCAGAGAGAGAGCCCAUCUCUUUAUACAACAGGGCAUGCCAGCCUGCUCAUCUCUCUCUUAGUAGCGCUGACUUGGAGUUCUCAAGUGUGACUAGAAAAUCACCACGCUGUUCUAAGAGAACCCAGUCUUGCAUCCACCCUUGGACUGUCCACCAUGUUCUAUGCAGACUAAGGGUGCCCAUUGUCUAAAGAUCCUCUUCCUUCUAGGAAAAUAGCGUAACCAGAUGGUAAUCCUAUUACACUCUAACUAGUCUUACUUGCCAGGCAGAAUUUGCUAUCACAAACAAUUAAAAAUAAUUGUUUCUUAUUUUGAUAACACUGGGACCCGGAGUGUCAAAUAAUCUCAUAUAAUUUUCUCAUAUAUUUUUGGAAGCAUCUGUAUUUUCUAUUUUCUGUAUAUUCCUGUUUCAGAGCUUCAGAUACAUGUACAGUAUAUAAAGGUAUACAUAUAUACACGCUAUGUAAAGAUGGCUACUUAUGAUAAGCACUGCGAGCUAAAGAUACAGAGUUCUGAAGAAGGCAAAGCUAUGGGGAAACAGAGGAAUGCAGUGGAUUCCAGGGCGAGUGGGAGGGGUGUAUGAGGAAUUGGGGUGAGGCUAAAUUAAAGGGGCAGUGCGAGGACCAAGGUGUCUUAUGGGAGCCUGCCCUUCUCAAAGCUCUUAGAGCUGUGGGAGCAAAUCUCACUGGAUGUAAAUUUAAAAUCUGUGUUUCUAGAGAACAUUUAAUCAAAUAAGAAAAUGUUAGUAAGUGUAAAAGAUGGGAUAUAAAACUACUCAUGAUAUGAUGCAAGUGUUAUGAAGUAUAAUGACUAUGAAUCCUAUCUUGAAUGUGUGUUUGUACAAUAUGCAUACUGUAAAUGAAUGAAAGAAAAUAACUCAAAGGGGCAGUGCAAUUGUCUCUGGAUAGUAACCUCACAGUGAUUUAGUUUUUGGCCUUUGGCUUCUUAAUAUUUUCUAUUUUUUAAAGUAUAUUAAUUUUAUAAUAACAAAAAAUUGAAACCCACACAUACACCACAUAUGUGCAGACAUUUUGUCUGACAAAUAAUAUUUCCAGAACACAAAAAAACCAAAACCAGAUAUAUUGUUGCAGAUACUUCUGUUCUCUACCUGUAGCAAGUAGGCACGAGUUCCUUGAUGCUGAUGCGGUUGUGGGGUGGGGUGGGUGGAGGGAGUGCAGUCAGGAGCUUCCCCAUACUGUCUCAGAGGAGCUAGUAAUCCCUGGAGGCCCAGGUAGCUGCUCUGGCAGUCAGUGCUAAGGUUCCAUGUGCCACCCUGCAUCGCUGAGUGCGUGAGGUCCUUUCUUGCUGAGGUCACUUGAUCCAGGUGAGACCCACAGUCAGUGCUGAUGCUUAAUUCCUGUGGCCUCUUGAGCAAACAUCCCCUGUAAACCUAGGAAACCAUGUACUUAAAGAUCACUGUGCUCAGCAGAGGUUCACAAUUCAGCCUUAUAACCAUGGAGGGUCAUUUCAGACCCUCCCUAGGCUCUCAUCCCCUUUCCCUCUUUCUCUUCCUCCUUGUUUCCCUCCCCCAUCUAUCUCCCUUUCUCCCCAUCUCUCUUCCCCCCUCCUGCCCCCACUGCGUGCGUGCAUGCGUGCGUGUGUGCAUGUGUGUGUGUGUGUGUGUGUGUGUGUGUGUGUAUGUUGUGUAAGUCAUAUAAUCACCUUCUAGCUUCCCCAGCCUUCUGUUUCUGACUCCUGGUUCCUCCUCAUUCUCUACCUAACUCUGUCCCUUUGGAAUCCACACACAAAUUUGCUCAGUCAGGGGUUUUCCCUCCAAUGUCAAGGUAUUUUAUCACAGCAAUUGAAAACUAAGACAGAUCAUGUAGAUGUGUAGAUGCAUACAUGUUCCCCCCCAUGAUAGGCUGUAUACUUACAUCAUGAUGCUAUGCCCUGACACCCUCCAAUGUUCUGAGCAGCAAUGAAUGUUAUUUCUUUAUGAAGUAGCUCCCAGAGCUGUGUUGUAGUAGUCAAAAGAUGGGUACCCCGACAGUCACCUAUCCUCAUCACUAUCGUCAUGACUCUAGCUGUCAUUUGCUGAGUUAUGCAACAUGCCUUUCAGCUUUUAUAUGCAACACACACACACACACACACACACACACACACACACACAGAGGCACUUGGGAGGCCCCCGGAUCCCUUCUUCUAUACUGGGACACUCUGGGGCUGAUGAGUCACCCCGAUAAAGGUGGGGAACGUGGUCAGGUUCAGGAAGGAGAAGAAAACAGACUGAGAAGAGAGGCAGUGUAGGGAACAAAGACCCGGCACAUGGUAGACGGUUCAUGUGGUAUAGUCACCAUCGCUUAUUGUAAAAUGCUUCCCAGAGAAGCCAUGCCAAGCUUGGUAUCUAUCACCUAAUUCACUUCCUUGCUACAGCCCAUGUUUGCCUUGCUUUCCCUUCUGUGUCUUUGAACAUGCUUCUCUCUCUGCAUUGAUCUUCCUUCCUGCUCUGUCAUCUACCUGGUGGAUAUUAUGUAUGCCCUGCUUACACAUUAGACACCACUGAGGACUACUGGGCCUCAGACAAAAGAGGAGAAAAGGGCUCAACUUACUUUGGGGCCAACCAGCUCCUUGGAUGUAGCAGCCAAGGGGUGUCUCUUAAGCUGGCUUGGAGAACACUGUCCUCAAUCCUUCAGGUUGCCUGGGUUACAGGGGGCCUUGCAAGUCUCCUGCAGCACACUAACCUGGGACUUAGUUAGAUGCUGCUCUUUGGAAUUCUGUGGAAAAGGGAAACCUCUUCUUUUUCUAAAAAUAAAAGUGUUUCUCUUUUUCUGAGUAUCCAUUUCACUGUCCACUUGAAAAAAAUCCACUAUAGAAAAAUUGAGAAAAAGACAAUAAACAAAUAUUUUCUGCUAACUUA
Messenger RNA from Mesocricetus auratus (golden hamster), 3760 nucleotides. It is a transcript of the gene Bst1, whose product is annotated as bone marrow stromal cell antigen 1. The transcript is spliced from 9 exons. Gene Ontology annotation, molecular function: phosphorus-oxygen lyase activity; NAD+ nucleosidase activity. Lineage: Eukaryota; Metazoa; Chordata; Mammalia; Rodentia; Cricetidae. The record is from RefSeq and is a predicted model, not a curated record. The coding region runs from base 25 to 996 and encodes 323 amino acids. Gene Ontology annotation, cellular component: plasma membrane. Gene Ontology annotation, biological process: positive regulation of B cell proliferation.